Molecule: messenger RNA, 937 nt
Organism: Saccostrea cuccullata (small rock oyster)
Lineage: Eukaryota; Metazoa; Mollusca; Bivalvia; Ostreida; Ostreidae
Exons: 4
Coding region: 113-937 (274 amino acids)
Source: RefSeq, a predicted model, not a curated record
CGUAUCAGACUGAGUCUCGAGUCUCAGAAUCCAUGAGAUUGGGAUUGUAUCCAAGUAGUAUGAGCUCUCCUGGAUAAUUUUGUUCUCCUAUCUGACAUAAAAUUUCACUAAGAUGGCAAACAAAGAGAAAGGUGUCGUUUCUUCGACAUCUGUUACAUCUGUAAAAAGAAAAUUCAACAAUUCGGAGGAGGAAUGUGUUACACACACAAAUGAAACACGGAGAGGAAGUCCAUCUAUUAUGAACUUGAAUAUUCCAUCGACAUCUAAAGACUGGAGUGAGGAACUCUUACCACACUUACAUAUAGAAGUAGAAACGGAGGUUUUCACGCCGUAUGUUGUAUUUUCAUCAUAUCCAGAUUUCCUGGAAAGUCAGAAGAACAAAAGAAGUGAAAUUAUAGCCAUGAUGAACGACCCAGCUUCUGAGCGAAAAGUUCCGUUUGAUUGCUUUAAUCAUAUAAUGGAACAAAUCCUAAAUCUUGAUUAUGAACAUAUAGACCAUGUCCCGGUCUGGAGAGUAGAGAAACUGUAUGAAAACUCAAAGAUAUGGAGGGAUUGGGAGAAGGAGUUGAGUGGUUUUAAAACCAUUAAGGGCUUAAAAGAAAUGUGUCUGAGACUACAGCAAAAUGUGACCGAUUUUCUAUGGCAGCUCCUUUACAUGGUAAACAGAAGACAGCAUCCAGAGCGAGAAGAAUUGUCAGAGGGAAUGUUCCAAGAGCUUUUUAUGAGAUAUGCCAGGAUGUUUGAAUUGGGUCUAGUAGGUGCACCAAAUGUUGGAUGUUACAACUGUGUAGUCGGUGGUAAAGAGAUUUCCUCAGUACCUGAUGCUUUGGUCAUUGAUCCUUGCAAAAAGAAUACAGUUCUGGCAGUUGUUAAGGUACAACAUACAAAUCAUAAAAAAAUCAAAAAAUAUUUGACAAUUCUUGUGUCUUACCUAUGA